AUGGCCCAACCUCUCCGCCUGCCGGGGCUCCGGCCUCCCUCCACCCCAUACUUCCCUCUCCCCUCCCUUGUCGCCGCGCCUCCUUUCCCCGCCGUUGUCUCCUUCUCUUCCUCUUCCUCCAUCUCCAUCUGCCAGUUCCGGAGCCGAUAUCGCGGCCCCGCUCGCCCCCUGGCAGCGGCCGACGCCGGCGGCGAUGGCGGCGGAGGAGGUGUUCACGGUGGCGACGGUAAUAAAGGCGGCGGAGGGAGCUCCGGAGGAGGGGACGAUGUCUCCGAGGAGAGCCACAGGCGGGAUUCGCCGUCGCAUUUCGGGCUCUUGGGGUUCCUCGUCGAGGGCUGGAGGUCUAGGGUUUCCGCCGAUCCGCAGUUCCCCUUCAAGCUGCUCAUGGAGGAGCUCGUCGGCGUCACUGCAUGCGUGAUCGGCGACAUGUCCUCGCGCCCCAACUUCGGCCUCAACGAGCUGGACUUCGUCUUCUCCACCCUGGUGGUCGGCUCCAUCCUCAACUUUGCCCUCAUGUACCUCCUCGCCCCUACGUCUGCCUCCUCCGCCUCCGCCCUCCCCGGCCUCUUCGCAGCUUGCCCGCAGGGCCACAUGUUCGAACCCGGCGCCUACUCGCUCGCCGAUCGCCUGGGGACAUUCGUCUACAAGGGAAUCGUGUUCGCCGCCGUUGGCUUCGCGGCGGGGCUCACCGGCACCGCCAUAUCCAACGGCCUGAUAUCUCUGCGCAAGAGAAUGGACCCGACCUUCGAGACGCCCAACAAACCGCCGCCGACUCUGCUCAACUCUCUAACGUGGGCGGCCCACAUGGGAGUGAGCAGCAACCUGCGGUACCAGUCGCUCAAUGGGAUCGAGUUCCUGAUGGCGAAGGUGAUGCCGCCCCCAGCGUUCAAGAUGACAGUGCUGGUGCUCCGUUCCCUGAACAACGUCCUUGGCGGCUUCUCAUUCGGUGUCCUGGCAAAGUUGACGGGGGCCCAGAAGCCCGAGAAGGAAGUGGGAGGUGGAAGAGAGCAAGGUGAAGAGAAGGUGGUCUCAGCUGGAUCGGAAAACGGAGGAUGA
Messenger RNA from Spirodela intermedia, 1056 nucleotides. The record is from the annotation of a GenBank genome assembly. Lineage: Eukaryota; Viridiplantae; Streptophyta; Magnoliopsida; Alismatales; Araceae.